AUGUUCUCAAUAUUGCAGUUAAAUGCCUUGGCCAACCGAGCAGCUGGGAAGGGGUAUGAAAAUGAAGACAACUAUGCCAACAUUCGCUUCAGGUUCAUGAGCAUUGAGAACAUCCAUGUGAUGCGGAACAGCCUGCAGAAACUCUUGGAAGUUUGUGAAUUGAAAACUCCAACAAUGAGUGAAUUUCUUAGCGGCCUGGAGAGCUCAGGGUGGUUGAGACACAUUAAAGCUAUUAUGGAUGCUGGAAUUUUCAUUGCAAAGGCAGUGAAGAUAGAAAAGACCAAUGUCUUAGUCCAUUGUUCUGAUGGGUGGGACCGCACAGCACAAGUCUGCUCUGUGGCCAGCAUCCUCCUAGAUCCAUUUUAUAGGACAUUCAAAGGACUCAUGAUCCUGAUAGAGAAAGAAUGGAUAUCCAUGGGCCACAAGUUCUCCCAAAGGUGUGGCCACCUGGAUGGAGACUCUAAAGAAGUAUCCCCUAUUUUCACACAGUUCCUAGACUGUAUCUGGCAAUUAAUGGAACAAUUUCCAUGUGCCUUUGAAUUUAAUGAAAAUUUCCUGCUGGAAAUUCAUGACCAUGUUUUCUCCUGCCAGUUUGGGAACUUCCUUGGAAACUGCCAGAAGGAUCGAGAUGAUCUGAGAAUAUAUGAGAAAACCCAUUCAGUGUGGCCUUUCUUGGUUCAGCGGAAACCAGACUUCAGGAACCCUCUCUAUAAAGGCUUCACUAUGUAUGGGGUACUCAAUCCUAGUACUGUGCCCUGCAACAUUCAGUAAGUUCCUAAGCUGUUCAUCCUUUCUUACAGCAAGCCCCAAGGCCUCAGCUUCUUUGCCUCUCCUUGUAUAACUGACAUCAUCUCCAUAAUCCAAGCUAUAGAGUAGGACAUUUUCUCCCAGAUUACCCAUUCCUUGCUGCCUCUGAAAGCAAGACCACACUCCCAUUAGUUUUCAGGGCUUUGUAGUUACUUGCUUAGGGAAAUAAACAAGAAACAAUUGUUUAUUUAUAGUAGUACAACCAGUCAAGAUGUAGGUUGUUUCAUUCCUUUUAGUCUUUCCUUACGUAUUUCUCUUCUUUCUUAUCCUUUUCCCCCCAAAAGAGAAGGAAAAACAGAGAAAGAUAAUGUGCUGAUAUAGUUUGUUCUACUUUCCCCACAAAGUGUUAAGUACAGGGUGCCAUGCUCACUGACCACAAUUCAAUGAGUACAAGACAGAACUGAA
Molecule: messenger RNA, 1212 nt
Organism: Capra hircus (goat)
Lineage: Eukaryota; Metazoa; Chordata; Mammalia; Artiodactyla; Bovidae
Product: myotubularin-related protein 8
Exons: 6
Coding region: 1-771 (256 amino acids)
Biological process (GO): dephosphorylation; negative regulation of autophagy
Cellular component (GO): nuclear envelope
Molecular function (GO): phosphatidylinositol-3,5-bisphosphate phosphatase activity
Source: RefSeq, a predicted model, not a curated record